AUGGCAAACGCCGAGCCCGCCUUGGUCGCUCAGAUCUUCGAUCGUCUCGUCCACGGAUUUGCAGAGGCACGGCCUAUGCUGCCAACAUACCUACACCUCGUCGCCUCCGCCCUCUUUCCCAUCUACACCGGCGCACACGCCUCGCUCUCUCGUCCCUCCACAGCUGCAAAUCCUACGAAGAAGAAGAAGAAGAAGCAGAAGGCUCACCACCGCAAGGAUUCAGAUACCGAGGACGACGAUGAGUCAAGCGACGAGGACGAUGAGGAGGAGCAGCAUAGAAUGGAAGGUCUUUCGCCCAAGGAUGCCAUCCUGAUGCCAUUGUUUGCAGGCAUAGCACUUUCGGGGCUGUAUUUUCUACUGAAGUGGAUGAACGACCCAACGCUACUGAACAAGAUUCUCAACGCCUACUUUGCCAUCUUUGGCGUCUUCUCUGUUUCGAAUCUCGUCACAGACGUACUUGACAUUGGACACUCCAUCAUCUUCCCGCGUCGACACGUCAUAAACGGUACACUCUACCACAUCAAUAGCAAGGAGGAGAAAGCUGUACCAGUUUCAGGCAACAUCAAGGGUAGGCAGUUGCUCAACACACCUCUACCAGGCUUCUUGGCGAGCACACCGCUGAACAAGAGUCUGCGGAAGAUGGUGUGGAGCGAUCGAGCCAUGCCAGGAAACAAGUGGUCUCUGAAGCUAUACCUACACCGCGCACUCGCUGCCAAAUUUAAGAUCGGAGUUCACGGAAUCGUAGGUGCGCUGACUGGACUGAUUGUCGUGGCGUACUUCAACUUUGUCGACAAGCCAUGGUACCUUACAAAUCUUCUUGGAUUUGGCUUCUCGUAUGGUGCGUUACAACUUAUGAGCCCAACGACAUUUGCUACUGGAAGUCUGAUCCUGGGAGCGCUGUUUUUCUACGACAUCUACUUCGUCUUCUACACACCCAUGAUGGUAACCGUAGCCAAGUCACUCGAUGUCCCUAUCAAGCUUAUGUUCCCUCGCCCUGCCGAUCCCAAAGAUCCCACCUCACUUCCUUCUCACGCUAUGCUCGGACUCGGCGACGUAGUUCUCCCUGGUAUUGUGAUCGGGCUCGCAUUACGCUUUGACCUGUAUCUGUUCUACCUUCGCCACCAAAAACUCAUCCGCGCUGCAUCAGCAGAUGGAGCUGAGACCAUUGAGAAGGCAGAUUACGUCCCACUUGCGGGACGCUGGAGCGACCACUUCUGGACACACUCGCUGACUGGACGGCCGCUAUGGGCAAAGGACAGCGAUAAGCCAGAAGCACCGUUUACAUUUCCCAAGACAUACUUCAGGGCCAGUUUGGUCGGCUACGUGCUAGGCCUGCUGGCUACACUGGGCGUCAUGAUGAUAUGGGACCAUGCACAGCCGGCGCUUUUGUACCUUGUGCCUGGUGUGCUAGGUAGUGUCUGGUUGACUGCAGUGGUCAGAGGCGAGCUAAGCUUGAUCUGGAAUUACACCGAAGCCAUCGAGGAAGAGGAAGAUGAGCAGAAGAAGAGCAAAGACGGAAAUCCUGCUAACAAAAUAGGGGCCGACGAGACUGAGCGCGUCGCUCGAUCACAGAGCAAGGUUGCCGAGAACCUGACAGCGGACAGCGAGAGUGACAGCGAGUCCAGCCGUCCACGCCGAAGCAAACACAGCAGACCAGAGCGCGAGGUCUUCUCAUUCACCAUCGAGGCGCCAUCUAGCCUGAAGAAGAGCAAGGCAAAGAAGAAGCACACCAGGUCUUCUACUACCGAUGAACCUAGCACGGUAGUAAGGAAGAGUAGAACCGGUCGGGAGUCGAAGGUUCAGCCAGAUGUGGAGCCGGCCGGCAAGAGGCAGAGAUUGAGGUAA
Ascochyta rabiei is the source of this 1845-nucleotide messenger RNA. RefSeq lists its product as uncharacterized. Gene Ontology annotation, biological process: membrane protein proteolysis. Gene Ontology annotation, cellular component: cytoplasmic side of endoplasmic reticulum membrane; lumenal side of endoplasmic reticulum membrane; membrane. Gene Ontology annotation, molecular function: aspartic endopeptidase activity, intramembrane cleaving. The record is from RefSeq and is a predicted model, not a curated record. Bases 1 to 1845 code for a protein of 614 amino acids. NCBI's taxonomy places the organism in Eukaryota, Fungi, Ascomycota, Dothideomycetes, Pleosporales, Didymellaceae. The transcript is spliced from 2 exons.